Molecule: messenger RNA, 1006 nt
Organism: Mucor mucedo
Lineage: Eukaryota; Fungi; Mucoromycota; Mucoromycetes; Mucorales; Mucoraceae
Product: adenylate kinase-domain-containing protein
Exons: 3
Coding region: 29-796 (255 amino acids)
Biological process (GO): ADP biosynthetic process
Cellular component (GO): cytoplasm; mitochondrion
Molecular function (GO): AMP kinase activity; ATP binding
Source: RefSeq, a predicted model, not a curated record
AAAACAACAAAAAAAAAAUUAGUUAAAGAUGGCCGAAAAGCAUUCAGCAGUUCUUGAGGAAAUCAAGAAGAACAUUCAAUCUCUCCAUGAGAAGUUUGACGCCCUUGAAAAGAAGGUACAAGGAGGUGUUCCCAAGCAACAAUUACGUAUGGUGAUUAUGGGUCCUCCUGGUGCUGGUAAGGGAACCCAAGCUCCUGCUAUCAAGGAAAAGUUCUGUGCUUGUCAUUUAGCUACUGGUGAUAUGCUUAGAGCUGCCGUUGCAUCAAAGUCUCCUCUCGGUGUUGCUGCCAAGAAGAUUAUGGACGAUGGUGGACUUGUUUCUGACGAUAUUGUUGUUGGUAUGAUCCAAGAGAACUUGGACACCAACCCCGAUUGUAAGAAUGGUUUCAUUCUCGAUGGUUUCCCUCGUACUGUUGGUCAAGCUGAAAAGUUGGAUGAGAUGCUUGAGUCUAGACACAAGCCCUUGAACUCUGUUAUCGAAUUAGUUAUUGAUGACAACCUCCUUGUCUCUCGUAUCACUGGUCGUUUGGUCCACCCUGCUUCCGGUAGAAGUUACCACAAGGAAUUCAACCCUCCCAAGGCCCCUAUGAAGGAUGAUGUUACUGGUGAACCUCUUAUCCAACGUUCCGACGAUAACGCCGAAGCCUUAAAGAAGCGUUUAGAUGCUUUCCACAAGCAAACUGUCCCUGUUGUUGAGUAUUAUAAGAAGAAGAACAUCUGGUACGGUGUUGAUGCUGCUCAAUCUCCCAAGGCUGUCUGGGCUUCUCUCUCUGCCAUCUUUGACAAGACCCUUUAGAUUAAUUGUAUUUAGUUUUCUUUUCUUUUUUUUUUCUCUUCCCCUCACAACCAACUUUCGUUUCUAUAUAAAAAUUUACUCCCCCUAUUAAAAAAAAAAAAAAUAUCAUCAAAGACCAUCCCAAUGAAAAACCUUCUUUGGGAUGGUUGUCUAUGAUGAUUUUUUUUUGUAUGCAAAAUAAAAACAUGUCCACUUUAAAAGUCACAAAUA